GAAUAUUGUUAUAACACGAACAUAAACUUCCGAGUCCAGCCAAACCAAAACCCCAGCAAACAUCAUUGCAAUUGCGUGCAAGUGUUCCCCCACAAUAUAAGGCGGGUAAAAACGGACGAAGUCAGAUGCGGUUUGAAAUUUAAACUUGCCUGCCUUAGUUCAUUCCUUUUCGUGCAUACCCUGCAAUUCAGUUUCGUAAAAAUGGGCGUACACCUGCCGGAAAAAUGUCCAUUUUCAGUGGAUACAUGGACGCCCAAUUCAUCAAGGAAGAAAUGCCAUUUUCUGACACAUGCCCACAAAGAUCACACUGUGGGAAUUCUAUCGUAUGCAUCAUAUCCUAUCUACUGCACCUUCAUUACCAAACAACUCAUUCUCCUUCGCUACCCCACGUUGGAUGAGAGCCUGUUUUUGGAGUUGGAAGUCGAAGAACCCGUGCUGAUUAAUGAUGAUGAGCAACCCUUCACCGUGACUGCAUUUGACGCCAACCAUUGUCCAGGUGCCAUAAUGCUUUAUUUUGAAGGCCAAUUUGGUAAUGUCCUUCAUACUGGAGAUUGCAGGCUAAGUUCUGAUUGUUUGUCAAAACUUCCCUGCAUGUUGACUUUGAAGAACAGCAAGGUAUCCAGGGAUUGUUUGGAUUGUUUAUAUUUGGACUGCACCUUUGGAAAGGAAUCAUUUAAGAUGCCAAUCAAGUAUUGUGCGGUGAAUCAGGUUAUUAGGUGCAUAUGGAAGCAUCCAAGUGCCUCUCCUGUAUAUCUUGCUUGUGAUCUUCUUGGGCAGGAGGAAAUUCUCAUGGAAAUAUCAAAAACUUUUGGAUCCAAGAUUUAUGUGGAUAAAUCAAGUAUCCCUGAAUACCAUGCCAUUGUUUCCUUUCUAGUCCCAGAGCUGCUGACUGAAGAUACUUCAUGCCGUUUCCAUGUCUGUGAAGGCUUCCCCAAAUUGUAUGAGAGAGCAAAAGCAAAGUUUGCUAUGGCUGAAAAAAGUGGUCAACCAAAACCACUUUUUAUUCGUCCUUCUACACAGUGGUAUAUAUGUGAAGAGAAGCUUGAAGGCAUAGGAUCUGAUUUGAUUCCUCUGCCAAUUAUUUCCAAAAGGCAAACACAGUCAGUCCCAAAAGAAGCAGAAAGAGACCAGUUUGGUGUUUGGCAUGUUUGUUUUUCUAUGCACUCAUCUAAAGAGGAACUUGAGGAAGCAUUAAUGGUUUUGAGCCCCAAAGAAGUCAUUUCAACCACUCCCAACUGCAAAGCGACUGAACUGCAGUAUGUUAGAAAGAAAAUUGGCAAUACCCGAAUAUGGUCUCAAAAUGAUUCAGAUUUGCAAUCCAGAACUACGAAUACAUUCUGUCAAGCUAGUUCAAUAUCAGGAAUCAAACAAGAUAUGGUUAAUGAUGCAACCACAUUUCAUGUUUCAAAUCAAGUGAGCUUUAUUUCUGAACGAGAGAGAAACACAGAUGUAAUAGUAGCUUUGGAAGAGAAGCAUUCUCACACACAUGUGCAGUUUUCUUCACCAGUUAAACCCAUUCCUCUUUUUGGGAUAACAAGAUACAGUCUUCCGCCAUCUCCACCUAUGUCAUUUACUGACGGGGAGGAUACAUUCAGUUCUCCAGAUUGCAAGAUUUCAUUAAAUGAUGCAGGACCACUCUCACCUUCUCAUUUGCCGGAAGAUGUUAAACAUUUUAUGUCUGGUGGAAAGAACACAUCUCAAUUUACACUCUCAGUAAGGGCUAGAAAGCUCGAGGAUGAAUCCAGAAGCUGCAAGGAUCAUGUAGCGGACUGCAUACAGUCAUCUGGAAGGAGCGCUUUGCAUAUCAAUGAGGAAGUGGAGAAGCCAAAUAUAUUAAGUGGCCAUUCAGAAAAGGGUGAGCAUCCACUUGACUUUACUGACCACCCAAGUCCUAAAAAAGAUGGUGCAAGUGACAGUGAACAAGUAGGCUGCAUACAAAGUUACAUGAUUGAAGGGAGCUCCUUGAGUUUUGAUAGCCAUUGCAAGUAUCCCAGGUCACUUCAUGAAAAUGUUAGAAAAAUGUACAGAUCACUACAUGUACCAAUUCCUCAGCCCCUUCCAUCAUUGCUGGACCUUGCAAAUAUCACUAAGCGACCUAAAUUCCGAUACUCUCAAAGUUAAUCAUAUGAAAAUUUUUUACCGUGGCUUU
Messenger RNA from Cryptomeria japonica (Japanese cedar), 2149 nucleotides. RefSeq lists its product as uncharacterized. The transcript has 5 exons. Bases 202 to 2121 code for a protein of 639 amino acids. Lineage: Eukaryota; Viridiplantae; Streptophyta; Pinopsida; Cupressales; Cupressaceae. The record is from RefSeq and is a predicted model, not a curated record. Gene Ontology annotation, biological process: protection from non-homologous end joining at telomere; double-strand break repair via nonhomologous end joining; interstrand cross-link repair. Gene Ontology annotation, molecular function: damaged DNA binding; 5'-3' DNA exonuclease activity.